Molecule: messenger RNA, 3501 nt
Organism: Botrytis sinoallii
Lineage: Eukaryota; Fungi; Ascomycota; Leotiomycetes; Helotiales; Sclerotiniaceae
Exons: 4
Coding region: 1-3501 (1166 amino acids)
Biological process (GO): 'de novo' pyrimidine nucleobase biosynthetic process; UTP biosynthetic process; L-citrulline biosynthetic process
Cellular component (GO): cytosol; cytoplasm
Molecular function (GO): ATP binding; aspartate carbamoyltransferase activity; metal ion binding
Source: RefSeq, a predicted model, not a curated record
AUGGCGCUCGCAAACCGCUUCGCAUAUCGAUCUUCGUCGCUCCUUCGUCAAUGCAAAGCUCCAGCUUUGCCUGCGAGAGCAUUCACUACUAGAGCUUCCAUUAACGGUCUUGUACACCGUCAACCGGCUCAAGUCUGGAAGAACAGCAAAUAUGCUCGACUUUUCUCCAGUUCGACACUCCUUAGGGAUCAGUCACAAACCGCGCCCAGCGCUGAAGCAUACUUGGCCAGUGGUGUUGUAAAGGGAGCUGCCAACCCAGUGAACGUGAAGAAGGUUCUGGUCAUUGGAAGUGGUGGCUUGAGUAUUGGUCAAGCAGGAGAAUUUGAUUAUUCAGGUUCUCAAGCAUUGAAGGCCUUGAAAGAAGCUGGUGUAGCUUCUGUACUCAUCAACCCCAAUAUUGCAACGAUCCAAACUGCACACGUUCUCACCGACGAAGUUUAUUAUCUUCCCGUCACGCCUGAAUAUGUCACAUAUGUUAUCGAGCGUGAGAGACCAGAUGGUAUCUUCCUCACUUUCGGUGGUCAAACAGCUCUCAACCUCGGUGUACAAAUGGAACGCAUGGGUAUCUUUGAGAGAUAUGGUGUAAAGGUUUUGGGUACCAGUAUCAAGACUCUCGAGACCAGUGAGGAUAGAGAUCUCUUCGCCAAGGCUCUUGGUGAGAUCAACAUCCCAAUUGCUCAAUCUGUCGCUGUAUCAACUGUGGAUGAAGCUUUGGAGGCCGCAAAGGGCAUUGGUUAUCCAAUCAUUGUCCGUGCUGCCUAUGCCCUUGGUGGUCUUGGUUCCGGGUUUGCAAACAACGAGGAAGAACUUCGCAACAUGGCUUCUAGAUCUUUGACUCUUUCUCCUCAAAUUCUGGUUGAAAAAUCAUUGAAGGGAUGGAAAGAAGUUGAAUAUGAGGUCGUCAGAGAUGCCAGUAACAACUGCAUCACUGUCUGCAACAUGGAAAACUUCGACCCUCUCGGUAUCCACACUGGUGAUUCUAUCGUCGUCGCCCCUAGUCAGACUUUGAGCGACGAAGAAUAUCACAUGCUUCGUUCAGCUGCUAUCAAAAUUGUUCGUCACUUGGGAGUUGUUGGAGAAUGUAACGUUCAAUACGCUUUGCAACCAGAUGGAUUAGAUUACAGAGUUAUUGAAGUUAACGCUCGUCUCUCCCGAUCAUCUGCUCUUGCCUCGAAAGCCACAGGUUACCCUCUUGCAUAUACUGCUGCUAAGAUCGGACUCGGCCACACUCUUCCCGAGUUACCAAACGCUGUUACCAAGACUACAACUGCCAACUUCGAGCCUUCCCUCGAUUACAUCGUCUCUAAGAUUCCUAGAUGGGAUUUGUCAAAGUUCCAACACGUCAAGCGCGAUAUCGGCAGUGCCAUGAAGUCUGUUGGUGAGGUCAUGGCUAUCGGUAGAACAUUCGAAGAAUCCAUCCAAAAGGCUAUUCGUCAAGUUGAUCCAAGAUUUGUCGGUUUCCAAGGAGAUAAAUUUGAUGACCUUGACUACGAACUCCAGAACCCCACCGAUCGCCGUUGGUUAGCUGUUGGACAAGCCAUGCUCCACGAGAACUAUUCUGUUGAUCGUGUACAUGACCUUACCAAGAUUGAUAAAUGGUUCUUGUACAAGCUUCAGAACAUCGUUGAUUGUACCCGCGAACUUGAGGAUAUUGGAAGCCUUGAUGGAUUGAAGAAGGAAAUCAUCCAAAAAGCAAAGAAAUUGGGUUUCUCUGACAAACAAAUUGCCAAUGCCGUUAAGUCCACCGAAGAUGAAGUUCGAGCCCUCAGAAAGAGCUUUGGUAUCACUCCUUUUGUUAAGAGAAUUGAUACUCUUGCUGCUGAGUUCCCCGCAAACACGAACUACCUCUACACAACAUACAAUGCAACCACUCAUGACGUCACAUUUGAGGAUAAGGGAACUAUCAUCUUGGGAAGUGGUGUAUACAGAAUUGGUAGCUCUGUUGAAUUCGAUUGGUGUGCCGUUAGUGCAACUCUUGCUUUGAAAGAAAUGGGCAAGAAGACCGUCAUGAUCAACUACAACCCGGAAACCUACAGCACUGAUUUCGAUACUGCCGACAAACUUUACUUCGAAGAAUUGAGCUACGAACGUGUAAUGGAUAUCUACGAACUUGAAUCUGCCAGCGGAGUUGUUGUUUCUGUCGGUGGUCAACUCCCACAAAACAUUGCUCUUCGUUUACAAGAGUCAGGUGGAGCCAAGAUCUUAGGAACAGAUCCUAAGGAUAUUGACAAGGCAGAAGACAGACAAAAGUUUUCUGCUAUCUUGGACAGCAUCGGAGUUGAUCAACCAGCAUGGAAGGAACUCACCUCAGUUGCAGACGCAGAGGCUUUCGCCGAGGAAGUCAGCUACCCAGUUCUCGUCCGCCCUUCAUAUGUAUUGUCAGGUGCUGCCAUGACUGUCAUUAGAAGCAAGGAUGAGCUUAAGGAGAAGCUCGAAGCCGCUAGCAACGUUUCCCCUGAUCACCCAGUUGUUAUCACCAAAUUCAUUGAAGGUGCUGAAGAGAUUGAUGUGGAUGGUGUUGGAUCGAAUGGUCAACUCAUUCUUCACGCUGUCAGUGAGCACGUUGAGCAAGCUGGUGUUCACUCCGGUGACGCUACUCUUGUUUUACCUCCUGCUUCCCUUGAUCAAACCACCAUGGAUCGUGUCAAGGAGAUUGCUGAGAAGGUUGCUAAGGCCUGGAGUAUUACCGGUCCUUUUAACAUGCAAAUCAUCAAGGCCCAGGACCCUGAGGGUGGCCUUCCACAAUUGAAGGUUAUCGAAUGUAACUUGCGUGCAUCCCGUUCCUUCCCAUUCGUCAGCAAGGUUCUUGGUGUCAACUUCAUUGAUGUCGCUACCAAGGCUCUUGUGGGCCAAAAUGUCCCUGAACCCACGGAUCUCAUGGCCAUCAAGCGUGAUUACCUCGCUACUAAGGUCCCUCAAUUCUCCUGGACUCGUCUUGCUGGUGCUGAUCCAUUCUUGGGUGUCGAAAUGUCCAGUACUGGUGAGAUUGCUUGCUUCGGUAAGGAUCUCGUUGAGGCUUACUGGGCUUCUCUCCAAUCAACCAUGAACUUCCGUAUGCCAGAACCAGGAGAGGGUCUUCUUUUCGGUGGUGAUGUCACCAAGACUUCUCUCACCAAGAUUGUUGACUACUUGUCUCCAUUAGGCUACAAGCUCUAUGCUGCCGAACCUGAAGUCAAGAAGUUCUUAGAAUCGACUGCUAAGGGUAAUGUCAGUGUUGAAGUCAUUGAAUUCCCCAAAGAGGAUAAGAGAGCUUUGAGAGAAGUUUUCAAGAAGUACGAUAUUCGUGGUGUCUUCAAUCUUGCACUUGCCAGAGGCAAGACUGUUCAGGAUACCGACUACGUUAUGCGCAGAAAUGCUGUCGACUUCGGUGUUCCUCUCUUCAUGGAACCAAAGACUGCUGAGCUCUUUGCCCAAUGUAUGAACGAGAAACUUCCUCGCAAGGAAGGUAUUCCAGGAGAAGUCCGCAGAUGGUCUGACUUCAUUGGUGGUAAGCCAUUGUAG